This is a messenger RNA of Vitrella brassicaformis, 1167 nucleotides long. NCBI's taxonomy places the organism in Eukaryota, Vitrellaceae. The record is from the annotation of a GenBank genome assembly.
CUCCCAGCUCGUCCGGAUGCCCUGCGUGUCUUCCUCCACCGCCGUGCCCCGGGCAAGGCGACAGUAGGUGGCGCCUCGCCUUCUGCCAAGCGACUGCUCCCUGGUGUCUGCAGAGGGCCUGCACCCAAUGUGUGGAUGCUCACGUGUCUUCUUUCGUCAUGCCUUUCUCAGAAGGUUGGCACAAAGUGCCUCACUAGUCUGGUCUUCACUGCACACUUCAAUGUCUUCGUUGGCUGCUGUUCCCCUACUGUUCAGACACGCGACCCCUUAGGAGCCACAGGAAGGAGAUGGCACGACGAGGAAGAAGAAGAACACGAGGUGGAGGGAGAGGAGGCGCCAGCCCCCGCCGCAGCAGCGGCUGCUGGCCGUCCUCGCCACAAAGCCGCUCACAAGCCCUCAGGUCAGACAGAACAGAAUCAUAUGUGUGUGCAUCUACUGAGUGACACCCAUGUGUCCAUUUGUACGUGUAUGUGUUGGUUUUUCAGCUGCUGCUGAUAGGACAUGCAUAAUGCGGCUUACAUAAUGCAGCUUACCGCCAAAGCCGCCAUUGGGUGAGACAGAUCCUCAGCCACACACACAAGGUGACAAGGUGACAAGUGUCGUGUUUGGGUGCAGGGACCAACGACCCUCACCGGCCCAAUCGACCCCUCCUGCUCUUCCAGAGCCCUUUCAGGAGGCCCCUGAGGCAGCAGCAGCAGCAGCAGUGCGGCACUUCUCGUGCCGCCGUCUCCUGGUGAUGCAAUCCUCCCUCCCGCAGUGUCCCUCGAGCUGGAACGCAAGCGCGAGGAGGAGGACAAGUCCUCGUCGCCCAAGAGGUCCAGGUUCGGACCGCCCCGUUCCCCGGCAGCUGCUGCUGAGAUAGGAGAGGAGGUAAAUAUGGCCCCCGCACCAGCACCCGAGCAGCAGGAGCCGGAGCAGCAGCAGCAGCAGCAGCAGCCGUUCGCGCCACCCGACGUCGCCAUGGCCGCGGCGGCCGAGGCAGAAGAGCCGCAGUUGCCGCCCCCCGCACCGAUGACGGCCCCACCUGCCGUGGGUGUUCACGAGGCCGCUGCUGCUGCGGUCGUUGCCCCAGCCCCGGCCGCAGCAGCGGCCGCUGCUGCUGCUGGUCGCCUUCGCCGCACAGCCGCAAUGCGGCUAACGGCCAAAGCCGCCAUUGGUAAUUCAUGA